CGUGAAUGAUGAACUCUGCAGAAUUGAACAAAAAACAUGACAACUCUACCAAUUAAUGGAUCUUUCAAAAACGAGACCUCGCUCCCACCAGAGCAGAUCUGGAGCACCACUAAUCAUGUGGUGUAUGCUGUACUGCUGAUCACGUGGUUGCCGUCUUUUGUGAUGUUUGUGCUCAUGGCGUGUCUCUUCAACCGGGUGACUACCUUCAUGGAGAGCACCAAAUACAUCCUCUUCAUGAACUUGAUGACCAGCGACAUGCUCUACGUGUUCAUAUCGGGAAUGAUGAUGACAAUAAGAUUGGAGCGCAUCUCGAUGAUUCGCGUGCUUUGCUGUUUUUUAAUCAACCUGAGUAUGGCGCUUCAUAUCAACAGCACCCUUACCAUCACGGCCAUGGCUCUGGAGCGCUGCUUGGCUAUAUGCCAGCCACUGCGAUACCACCAACUGGCCCACCGACAGUCCGGCCUGCAGGUAGUUGCUGGCGUCUGCUUACUGUCUCUGUCAGUGCCAACCAUCCGUCUUUUUCUUUGUGUAGCCAGUGGCCUGCUCUUCAUGACCCAGCACCAAAUUGUAUGUGAAAUGAACGAGUUGGAUGCAGACAUGCCGUAUGGAGUGGCAGCAACUAUUAUCCGUGACACGUUUUUGUACACGGUAUUUAUAUUUUCUGUGUUGUUAGUAGCAAUGUCCUAUGCCAUGACGGCUCGGGCCGCUAAGAGGGCCUCAGAGGGAUAUAGUAGCUUUUCUAAGGCUAGAAAGACCAUAAUCCUGCACGGAAUCCAGCUGGGUCUGUGCCUCCUGCCGGUGGCCAUGCCGAUGUUCCACAAGUCAGCAGAGUUAUUGCACCUGAAGGCUGAGGCCACGUUUAUAGUCAGGGUUACAUUCUUCUUAAUGCUGCACGUGAUUCCUCGCUUCAUGAGCCCCUUUUUGUACGGCAGCAGGGAUGAGGAGAUUGUGAAACACGUUCGGAAAUUAGUGUAUGUUCAUUCAAAGAGAGUGAUGCCAUAGUGGUCAUGCUUCCUUAAGAAAAAGGAUCAGCAUUUGUGAGGCUAUUAAAUGCCUUAGCAUCUCAACGUUCCAUUAAAUUCGAUACUAUUAUAAACACGAAUUAAUGGAAUUGUCCAAACAUCCCAAUAUAGGGCUACGGAGCUUUGGAAAAUUGUUAGGCCCGGUUCAAGAUGCGUUUUCGCUUGCCUAUGGUUUCCUGCACUUCUCAAUGUAACAAAAACUGUGUGCAUUACAGAAUU
Lethenteron reissneri (Far Eastern brook lamprey) is the source of this 1241-nucleotide messenger RNA. RefSeq names its product olfactory receptor 6K3-like. Gene Ontology annotation, molecular function: G protein-coupled receptor activity; odorant binding; olfactory receptor activity. The record is from RefSeq and is a predicted model, not a curated record. Lineage: Eukaryota; Metazoa; Chordata; Hyperoartia; Petromyzontiformes; Petromyzontidae. Gene Ontology annotation, cellular component: membrane. Gene Ontology annotation, biological process: G protein-coupled receptor signaling pathway; detection of chemical stimulus involved in sensory perception of smell.